CGCGUGGCGUGGACGUGCCUUAGUUACUUCUUUAGAACAAUGCAACGAUUUUUGGGAAGAAACACUCAGUGCCUGCUGCUACGAUGUGGUCAUCGCUAUCUGGCCACCACACCUGUGGAGGAGGUUCUAUUCCCCACUAAAUCGGAUUUUCCUAGCCGUCAUAUUGGACCUCGCAAAACGGAUGUGGUUGCCAUGUUGGAUACUUUGGGUUACAAGUCCCUGGCUGAGCUCACUGAAAAAGCUGUACCCCAAAGCAUUCAACUGAAGAGGGAACUCGACCUGGACAAACCUCUGAACGAACACGAGCUUAUCCGCCGAAUCCGCGACAUCUCCCUGAAGAAUCAGCUGUGGCGCUCGUACAUCGGAAUGGGUUACCAUAACUGCCAUGUGCCGCACACGAUUAUCCGGAAUAUGUUUGAGAAUCCGGGUUGGACCACGCAGUAUACACCGUACCAACCGGAAAUUGCCCAGGGUCGCUUGGAAUCGCUUCUGAACUAUCAGACUCUAGUAUCCGAUCUUACCGGCUUGGAUGUGGCCAAUGCCUCGCUUUUGGAUGAGGGAACCGCUGCUGCCGAAGCCAUGUGCCUGGCCACUAGGCACAACAAGCGGAAGAAACUAUAUCUGUCCAACAGGGUUCACCCGCAGACUUUGUCCGUGGUAAAAACUCGAGCUGAAGCAUUGGAGCUAGAAAUCGUGGUGGGUCCCAUUGAACAAGCCGAUCUACCAAGUCGCGAAUUGGCUGGUAUUCUUCUACAAUAUCCGGAUACUUAUGGCGAUGUCAAGGACUUUGAGGAUAUAGCAGCUUUGGCCAAGAAGAAUGGAACUCUUGUGGUGGUAGCCACCGAUCUCUUAUCCCUAACACUCCUUCGUCCUCCUGCGGAAUUCGGUGCGGACAUUGCCGUAGGAACCUCUCAGCGUUUAGGAGUUCCCCUGGGCUAUGGUGGUCCUCAUGCUGGAUUCUUUGCCUGCAAGCAAAGUUUGGUGCGAUUGAUGCCCGGAAGAAUGAUUGGCGUGACCCGAGACAUGGAUGGAAAUGAUGCUUAUCGUUUAGCUCUGCAGACAAGGGAACAGCAUAUUCGAAGGGAUAAGGCAACUAGUAACAUUUGCACGGCACAAGCUCUACUGGCCAACAUGUCGGCCAUGUACGCUAUUUACCAUGGUCCGGAGGGUCUGAAAGCCAUGGCCAAUCGCAUUCACCACUUCACACUAACACUACAAACAGGACUCUUGGGAGCAGGUCACGAAGUGGUCAACAAGAAUUUCUUUGACACACUGCACAUUAAACUGAGUGGAAAUCAAUCUCUGGAGGAUCUGAAAGAACGUGCCGAGCACAAGCGUAUUAAUCUCCGAUAUCUAGAAGAUGGAACUGUUGGUGUGGCUUUGGAUGAAACGGUCAGUGUGUCGGAUGUAGAUGACCUUCUGUGGGUUUUCAAGGCAGAGGCAACAGUGGAACACAUCCUGGCUCGUCGAGAUGUCCUUAAAAACUCAAUUGAAAACUCCAAGUUCCUGCGUACGUCGCCCUUCCUUCAGCAUCCCAUUUUCCAGAGUUAUCAUAGUGAGUCCCGAAUGGUGCGUUACAUGAAGAAACUGGAGAACAAGGACAUCUCCCUUGUCCACUCAAUGAUCCCUCUGGGAUCGUGCACUAUGAAGCUCAACUCCACCACCGAGAUGAUGCCCUGUUCCUUCCGCCACUUUACCGAUAUCCAUCCCUUCGCUCCCGUAGAACAAGCCCAGGGCUUCCAUCAGAUGUUCAACGAGCUAGAGCGUGAUCUGUGUGAGAUUACAGGGUACGAUAGAAUCUCCUUCCAGCCGAAUUCAGGUGCACAGGGAGAGUAUGCCGGACUAAGAGCCAUCAGGAGUUACCAUGAGCACCGAAAUGAAGGUCACAGAAAUAUCUGCCUGAUUCCCAUCUCCGCUCAUGGAACAAAUCCAGCUUCUGCUCAAAUGGCAGGAAUGAAGGUGGAACCUAUUAAGAUAUUGUCAAAUGGUUCCAUCGACAUGGCCCAUUUGAGAGCUAAAGCGGAGGAACACGCCCAUGAAUUAUCCUGCCUAAUGAUUACUUAUCCAUCGACCAUGGGAGUUUUCGAAGAAACCGUCGCGGAUAUAUGCACCCUGAUCCACAAACAUGGAGGACAAGUGUACCUAGAUGGAGCGAACAUGAAUGCCCAGGUGGGUUUGUGUCGCCCAGGAGAUUAUGGUAGCGAUGUCUCGCAUCUGAAUCUGCACAAGACCUUCUGCAUUCCGCACGGAGGAGGUGGCCCUGGAAUGGGUCCCAUUGGCGUUAAAGCCCAUUUGGCACCUUACCUGCCAGGACAUCCAGUAGUCAGUCCCUUGAGCAGCGAGGAGCACAGUUUUGGUGUGGUUUCCGCUGCUCCCUUUGGCAGCUCUGCCAUUUUGCCCAUUUCUUGGUCUUACAUCAAACUCAUGGGCAGUCGGGGAUUGAAGAGAGCCACCCAAGUGGCCAUCCUGAAUGCCAAUUACAUGUCCAAGAGGUUGGAGCAGCACUAUAAAACUCUCUACAAGGCACCCAACUCUCAGUUGGUUGCCCACGAGUUUAUUUUGGAUAUUCGCGAUCUGAAAAAGACGGCCAACAUUGAGGCAGUGGAUGUGGCUAAGCGACUUAUGGAUUAUGGUUUCCAUGCUCCAACGAUGUCCUGGCCUGUGGCUGGAACUUUGAUGAUUGAACCUACAGAAUCCGAGGACAAAGAGGAGUUGGAUAGGUUCUGUGAUGCCAUGAUCUCCAUUCGAGAGGAGAUCGCUGAGAUCGAGGCGGGUCGCAUGGACAAGACGGUGAAUCCCCUGAAGAUGUCACCUCACACUCAAGCUCAAGUUAUCUCAGAUAAAUGGGAUCGUCCUUACACUAGGGAGCAGGCUGCCUUCCCAGCUAUAUUUGUAAAACCAGAUGCCAAGAUCUGGCCCACUGUGGGCAGAAUUGAUGAUGCCUAUGGCGAUAAGCAUCUUGUCUGCACAUGCCCGCCAAUAUUGCCUGAUUUAUAAGCCAAUUUAGAUUUAAGAAAAAACUUAAUACUUGAUUUAUAAGACCAAUUAAAGUACCUUUUUAUAUAAAGUUUAUUUUAAAUUAUCAACUA
Drosophila eugracilis is the source of this 3089-nucleotide messenger RNA. RefSeq names its product glycine dehydrogenase (decarboxylating), mitochondrial. Gene Ontology annotation, cellular component: glycine cleavage complex; mitochondrion. Lineage: Eukaryota; Metazoa; Arthropoda; Insecta; Diptera; Drosophilidae. Gene Ontology annotation, biological process: glycine decarboxylation via glycine cleavage system. The transcript has 6 exons. The record is from RefSeq and is a predicted model, not a curated record. The coding region runs from base 40 to 2997 and encodes 985 amino acids. Gene Ontology annotation, molecular function: glycine dehydrogenase (decarboxylating) activity; glycine binding; pyridoxal phosphate binding.